Molecule: messenger RNA, 915 nt
Organism: Aureobasidium melanogenum CBS 110374
Lineage: Eukaryota; Fungi; Ascomycota; Dothideomycetes; Dothideales; Saccotheciaceae
Exons: 3
Coding region: 1-915 (304 amino acids)
Source: RefSeq, a predicted model, not a curated record
AUGGACCAAUAUCUUAUUCACUUGACUGCUCCUACGGGAAACACAGAGGAGCACAUCACUAUGACUCCCUCGCAACCUACCCAACUGGCAGGCACCAAGCGCAAAUCCACUGAUGCCUCUGAUCUGCCAACCAUCAACCUUGAUGACUAUGACAUUCCCGAUGGUCAGCCAAUGGACUCCUGCACCGUAGUCCGUGGUAAGAUCAACCGCUUCCUUGAGGCUGGUGAGAUGAAAGUCGGCCAGUUCUGCGAUGCCAUUGGUGUCUCGCAGAAUGCUUAUAGAAGAUUCAUGUCUGAGAAUGGCAAGUUCGGUGGUGCUGGCUGUGAUACUUAUCAAAAUGCUUGGUUGUUCUUCAAGAAGAGGGAGAUGGCUGGUUUGAAAAUUCCUACCAAAAAGCAAAAGACUGCUGCAAAUGCUGCCACAUCUUCUGCUGCAUCCUCAUCUGGAAAAAAGGACGCUGUGACUAUUGAUACAACUAACAUUCAUCUUGAUGGAGAAGAAACCGACUCAGUCAAAGUUUACGAUAGCUGCGACGAGAUACGCAAAAAGAUAGCUGCUCACCUACGCAAACCUGGAGUAACAGCAGCACAGUUCUGCCGCGACCUGCUCGCCCAAUAUCACGGCGACAAAAAACCCCCUCAAAUUCAAUCUGGCCAACUGACAAAGUUCCGCGGUUACAAAGGCGCUGAUACUGGAAACACUUCUUGUGUUUUCUAUGCCGCCUAUGUUUUCUUCGAGAAGAUGAGGUUGGCAGAGGGUAAGCCGAAAAGCAAACACAGAUUGGAAAUGGAGAAGAUCUGGAGUCCGAAAGGAUUCAAUAUUGAGCGAGGCCAUCAUAGAGGAUAUCUCUGUAUGGGCAAUGACAGACCUGUACAAGAUCAGUACGGUCGAGUUACGAUUGUACGAGGCUCUUGA